Sander lucioperca (pikeperch) is the source of this 1316-nucleotide messenger RNA. It is a transcript of the gene vps25, whose product is annotated as vacuolar protein sorting 25 homolog. Lineage: Eukaryota; Metazoa; Chordata; Actinopteri; Perciformes; Percidae. Gene Ontology annotation, biological process: protein transport to vacuole involved in ubiquitin-dependent protein catabolic process via the multivesicular body sorting pathway. Gene Ontology annotation, molecular function: structural molecule activity; protein homodimerization activity. Bases 73 to 597 code for a protein of 174 amino acids. Gene Ontology annotation, cellular component: ESCRT II complex. The record is from RefSeq and is a predicted model, not a curated record. The transcript is spliced from 6 exons.
GUUAGUCGGAACCAUUUGAGAGGUGGGACGCGCUUCCGGAAGCUGUCAGCUGUGAACACCGCAUCAACUGCAAUGAGUUUUGAGUGGCCCUGGCAAUACAAUUUCCCACCGUUUUUUACGCUACAGCCCAAUGUUGAAACAAGACAGAAACAGCUGGCGGCAUGGUGUUCCCUGGCUCUGUCUUAUUGCCGGCAUCACAAGCUCUACACCCUGGACGUCAUGGAAGCUCAGGAAAGCCCCGUGUUCAACAACAAGAAGAUAGAACGAAAACUGUCAAUGGAAGCAAUUCAAGUUGUGUUUGAGGAAUUGAGGAAAAAAGGGAACCUUGACUGGUUGGACAAAAACAAGUCUCGGUGUUUAGUCAUGUGGAGACGACCGGAGGAAUGGGGAAAGUUAAUAUACCAGUGGGUUUCCAAAAACGGGAUGGUUAACUCUGUGUUUACACUCUAUGAGUUGUCCAAUGGGGACGACACAGAAGGUGAAGAGUUCCACGGUUUAGAAGAGUGGAUGCUGCUGCGCUCAUUGCAGGCUUUACAAACCGACGGCAAAGCAGAGAUCAUUACCAUGGAUGAUGGAAAGGGGGUCAAAUUCUUCUGAAACGGUGCUGGAAUCACACACACUGUCUGGGAGUCCUCAUACUGUACCUCACAGGCAAAUUUUAACAUUUAGCUAUUUAAGGCUUCACACCUCAAUGCCCAGAGGAUGCCGGUCCUGCAAUUCUUGUUGCCUUUUGGUUCGUUCAAAAACCUUUUCUUAUUGGAAGAGAACCAAUAUAAUUUCUAGGUGUUUGGGAGAAAAGAGCAUUUCAGGUGACACUGUGUUUAAAGUAGUCACAGGUAACAUUCGUUGCCAUAUAAACAUGCAAUGGGCCUUUCAGGGGACUAAGUACUAUCAUGUCUGAAUACUCCUAGGGAAAAUGUCUCCCCACCAGCUGUAACUUUACACUUUUUACAUUGUAAAUACGACUAGUUUUAUCCCGUUUUCCCUGUUAACAAAUUUCCUCAGUAUAAUUAGCUCUGGACCUUUUGCUCGGCUGUUGUUUCAAACAGACAUCCCAAAGAAAUUCCCAGAAUGCAACACCAGGGGGACUUUUUGUUUUCAGAAUAAAUGCUUCCAGUAGGGGAAGCAACACAGAGACUCGGACCACAAAUCCUGGCUCGACUCAUCUGAGUGUAAUAAUAGUGGACUUCAUGUACAGAUUGCUGUCAUCCUAUUAUUGUGCAGUAGCUACUGUGACACUCCUGUUAUACUCUCUGUCUUUAUUCAACUUUCUUUUUUUCAUAUCCUGUAGAAAAAUAAAUUAGAAGUUUGCUAAA